Messenger RNA from Aspergillus nidulans FGSC A4, 2301 nucleotides. RefSeq lists its product as uncharacterized. Lineage: Eukaryota; Fungi; Ascomycota; Eurotiomycetes; Eurotiales; Aspergillaceae. The transcript is spliced from 4 exons. Bases 1 to 2301 code for a protein of 766 amino acids. The record is from RefSeq and is a predicted model, not a curated record.
AUGGGUGAGCCACUAUCGAUUGCAUCUGGUGUUGCUGGCUUGUUAUCCCUUGGUAUCCAGGUCACCCAAUCUCUUAUCAGCUUCUAUUCCGCAUAUAAGGAUCAGGAUUCCGAUUUGAACCAGAUCACGCAAAAUCUUGGAAAUCUUUUAGUUAUUUUCACGUCGAUCGAUGGUGCAUUACAGAAUCGCUGUCCGCGGAUUGAUCGAGAAUUGGUUGAGAGUAUUCACAGAUCAAUAUGGGAAUGCACGGGGAUCUGGUUUAUCGAAAGCCAUUAUUUCAAAAACUGGUUGAUGGAGAGCAAUUCUUUCCUUUGGAUAAACGGGUUUGCCGGAUGCGGCAAGUCAGUCCUGUGCUCGACGGCUAUUCAAUCUACUUUCCACGAGGCUCAACGUCGCCAUAAUGUGGGCAUCGGAUUCUUCUACUUUACCUUUCGUGAUGACACAGGGAGUGUAUACGCAACCGAAUCCAAGUUCCGAUAUGUUCAAUGUCACUUGAUUGAUCUUAAACGUGCUCGGAACCAAAACCAGCUUGAGAAGUGUCUACGUUCCUUGCCGCGUGACCUGGAUGAAACAUAUGAGCGAAUCCUGUGUAGCAUUGAUGAAGAUUAUGCUACAGAUGUUCAACGGAUAUUGACAGUUCUCUGUGUGUCUAAACGGCCGCUAAAAGUACAAGAGUUGGUCGAUGCUCAUGCAAUUGACCUUACACAGCCUCCCCACCUUGAGCGUGAAGGUCGAUCAUAUGGUCAGGAAGACCUUAUUGACAUUUGUCGUGGCCUGGUAGAAGUUGUGGUGAUCAGUGAAAACAAUGGAGAGAAGACCUCUGUUGCUCGCAUAGCACACUUCUCUGUACAAGAGUACCUUCAGUCAGAGCGUGUGCUGCAACAACAGGCAAAAGCAUUUGCCAUUCAGAAAAAACGAGCCAAUUCUGAAAUGGCUCGGAUUUGUCUUGCAUAUCUUCUAGAGCCAGAGCUCGCUGAGAGUCCACUAGAUGAGAAAAGGCUCAGUGAAUUUCCCUUAGCUCAUUAUGCUGCGUUGCAUUGGUACGAUCAUUUCAGAGAAGGCUCGGGGAUGGAGUCGGCAGCUGAGGGCCUGAUUCUGAGACUUUUUGGUGGUAGGGCAAAGUCUUUCCUGACAUGGGUGCGUCUCCAUGACUUGGAUAGACAACCGAAAAAAACCGUGGACUUGAACCGCGCUGUUGAAGAUAUACCAACGCCUGUAUAUUAUACAGCUCUUUUGGGGCUGCAAUCAACCCUGGACGCGCUCAUAGCCUCCGUGGCUGAUGCAACUACCGUCAUGGGCACUCUGAAUGCUCGGGGAGGAUACUAUGGAAAUCCGCUCCAGGCUGCAUCAGCUAGAGGUCAUGAGAAGAUAGUGCAAAUUCUACUUGAUCAUGGGGCUGACGUCAAUGCUCAAGGCGGAAAGUACAGGAACGCUCUACUAGCUGCAUCAGUUGAAGGCCAUGGGAAGAUAGUCCAUAUCCUGCUUAACCAGGGGGCUGAUAUCAACGCUCAAAAUGGAUAUUAUGGCAGCGCUUUCCAGGCUGCAUUGGUCCAAGGCCACGAGAAGAUAGUGCAGGUCCUACUUCAGCAGGUGGCUAAUGUUAAUACUCAAGACGGAAUUUAUGCCAAUGCACUGCGGGCUGCAUCAGCUAGAGGAUAUGAGAAGAUUGUGCAGAUCCUGCUUGACAAGAGAGCUGACGUCAACGCUCAAGGCGGAGAGUACGGGAACGCCCUACUAGCUGCAUCAGUUGAAGGCCAUGAGAAGAUAGUGCAGUUUUUGCUUGAGCAGGGGGCCGAUGCUAAUACUCAAGUUGAAUGGUAUGGCAACGCUCUGCAGGUUGCGUCGUCCAAAGGCCAUGAGAUGGUGGUGCAGAUACUACUUGACUAUGGGGCUGAUAUCAAUGCUCAGAGUGGACGAUAUGGCAACGCUCUGCAGGCUGCAUCGGCUGAAGGCUAUGAGAGGACAGUUCAUAUACUGCUUGACUAUGGGGCUAAUGUAAAUGCUCAAGGAGGAUUGUAUGGCAACGCUCUGCAGGCUGCAUCGUCCCAAGGGCAUGAGGAAUUAGUGCAGAUAUUGCUGCACCAGGGUGCUGACAUUAAUGCUCAAGGUGGAAGAUAUAGCAGUGCACUCCAGGCUGCAUCAGCUGAAGGUUUUGAGAUGGUGGUGCAGAUACUUCUUGAUCAAGGUGCUGAUGUCAAUGCUCAAGGCGGGGAAUUGACAAUGCCCUUCAAACUACUGCUGUCUAGGUCCGUAAAGCCCUCUUCACCCCCCACAAGAGAUGAGAUUGUCCAACUCACUUAG